Messenger RNA from Osmia bicornis bicornis, 2009 nucleotides. RefSeq lists its product as uncharacterized. Gene Ontology annotation, molecular function: protein kinase binding. Gene Ontology annotation, cellular component: cytoplasm; nucleus. Lineage: Eukaryota; Metazoa; Arthropoda; Insecta; Hymenoptera; Megachilidae. The record is from RefSeq and is a predicted model, not a curated record. Gene Ontology annotation, biological process: activation of protein kinase activity; regulation of mitotic spindle organization; regulation of mitotic nuclear division.
AACUUUAUGAAAUUAUGUACAGGCAGGUUUCAGUCAUAAAUCUGAAAAGCGGGCCAAAAAAAGACGUUAAGGAAAACGCGGUGCUAAAAUAUUUAAUGAAAAUAGAAGACAUUGCUAUAAUUGACAAUUUCAAUUGAAUGUAACUGUUAUUACUGAAUUGUAAUGGAGCAAUUAAAAUGGACAACGCCAAUCAAAGUCAAAGAGAACAUGACAAUUAACAACAAAAGUCCUGUGAUGUAUAAGACUCCUGUAAAACAAUAUGAAGCAACUUGUAAACAUACUGCGUAUCAAAAUAACAUGGGUUUGUAUUCUGUUCUUCCAAAUCAUAUUACACCGCCAUCAGGAUUAACAAAGUAUAGCAGAAAUCCAUUUGAAACUGAUUUAACUAACAGGUUGCAUUUAUCCAUGAUGAGUCCCACUGUAUUCAGUAAAGUUUCCCAGCACAUCCCAACAUCUCCAGAGUUUUCAUGGAGCGUAGAUGAGCUGGCAUUAAUGCAACCAGCAAAGAUAGAAGAAUUUCCUACCCAACAAAUAUAUUAUACAGAUCCAGAGACUGAAAUAAAAGCUCAAGCAGCCAUUGAUCUUUUUAAGAAGGACAAAAUAAUCCCAAGCCCGUGGGAGAUAAAGAAAAAAGACAACAGAGCUAAAAUUAAAAUAGAUACACCUGUAGAAACCCCGAGCGAUUCGAAUUCAGAAUCAGCUAAUUCUAAAAAAGAUGGUUGGUGUCAAACAAUAUUAACAUUUCCAGCUGAAUUACCAUCGCAUAUUGCUGAAAUUCUGAAACCUUACUUCAAAUUACCCAAGGAUCAGAAUGUUGAGAUGAUGAUGCAAAUUCGAGUAUAUUCAUUGAGAAGAAAGUUAUUCUUUAACCAGGAUGAUUCUUUAGAGGAUAAAGAAGAAAUUUCAGUUUAUUCAUCAUCAGUGAAAACGAAUGGAUCUUUGGUAUUAUCUUCCAGUCCAGAGAGUGGAAUGUUGAUCCAUGGAACUCCAGUAAAAUUUCUUUUGCGCAACAGUCACAGAAUAUAGAUUACUGUCGUGAUACAUCCCAAAAUCAUCCCUAAUAUAUCUCCAAUAUAUAAUACAGUGAAUAUGACUCGCGAAAGUCUAAUUGUAAGAUCACGAUCUCGUUCAGUUGCUCGAUUAGAUUUUACUAAUGACAUGAGCAUAGACGAAUCUUUACAGCGCAGAGGAUAUUCGAGUAGUCAUUCUCUAGACGAAUCACUUAAUAAGAUCGUCAAGCAAGUGGCAGAAAACAAAGUAGAUAACUUGGUAAAUUUAGAUAGUAAUGCUAUGAGUGCAACAGACGUUGAAAUGUUUAAACCGACUCUUACCAGAAUGAUUACAAAUGAAAGUUGCAUGUUUCAACAAACUAAUACAGCGCUAGGUAUUUCAGAUCAACAUAACUCUGUACAGGAUACUGGUUAUCAAACUUACAGUAUGAAUAAUAACAAUGUUACUAAUAACUAUAACGGUACACCGGUCAAACAGAAAGCUUGUUGGGGUGAUCGAAUUUUAUUGACUGAUGACGAAUUUCGUCAUGAAACAAACAUAAAAAAUAUAUUUUGCUCUACACCAUCACGAUCGAAUAGGGAAACAGAUAUAUAUUUUAAGUAAUUGUUUCCUAUGAAAUAUAUGGGUUUUACAUAAGGACUUAAAGCAAUUGUAGAUAUUGUAUUAUAUUUAUACAUGAAUGGUCAUUUUAUUAUUCAUACUUUUCAUCAUAUUUACUAUUUUGUCCUCAUCAUACAAACAUGUUUUGUUUUUUAGGUUGAAAUUUAUAGCAUAUAGACUUUAAUAUUUAUAAGAUAAAUUAUAAUAAAUUCCAGCUUUUCACUGCCUCAUAGAAUCUAUGGUAUACAUUCUUACUAGAAAUGAUUAAAAAUGAUAAUGCAUUGUUUAGAAUAAUUGAUAUACAAGUAAAUUAUAUGAAAAAUUAUACGAAGUUUUCUAGAGCAAGAUUGAAUUUAUAGCAAUUUGUACAAAUAAUGAAAAUAUAGUACAGUGUUUAU